GAGGACCGGCCCUGGCAAGGUACGGUUAAGUUGUAUUGAUAUCGUACUCCUAGUUUUUAAUAAAAACAAGUGGUUUUAUUAAACAGUUUUUUAAAAUUAAAGUGUUUAUCUACUAGAUACUACUACAAUAUAUAAUGCUGGUGCCAAUCCAAACUUAAGAAAACUAUAUAAAGGAACAACGUUUCCGGUGAAAGCAGGAACUAAAAUGAUCGCUCCACUUGUAAAAUGGGAUCACAGUGUCUCAUGGUUUGUACCUUAUUGGAAAAACAAUCAAUCUCUUGGACAUCUAGUAACAGUUAAUUUAAAUGAUGCUAAAUACUCUUAUUUAAAAGGACAUAAUAUAGAUGGUAAAAUUAUCAUGCCUGCAGCUGCGUAUUUGGAAAUGGUCUGGAAAGCAAAAGCUAACAUGUGCUUAAAAGAUACCACUGAGUUGCCUGUGUUAAUAAAAAAUGUAAAAUUUCAUAACAUGAUUACCUUACCAGAUAAUGAAAAUGUGGAAUUCGUAGUAACCAUUAUAAAAGAAAGUGGAAACUUUGAGAUAUUUUCUGGUGACAUAUCAGUAGCCACAGGAAAUAUUUGUAUUCUUGAAAAUGACGGUAAAAAACAUAAAUCAUUUAUCAAAGAAAUUAAUAAGAAGGAUACUAUAAACUUAAGAAAAGAGGAUUUUUACAAAGAGGCUCAUUUGAGACGACAUCUUUACUACGGCAAGUUUCAGGGGAUUGUUGAAUGUGACCUUAGUGGUGUACAAGGAAAAAUUGAGUGGAUGGAUAACUAUGUUAGUUUUAUCGAUUCCAUGUUUCAGUUAUCACUAUUAUCAGAGUGUACUCGAAAUCUUUCAAUACCAACUAGCAUACGAAGGAUAGAGCUAGAUCCAAAAAGUCAUAUUAAAGAUGCAAAUGAUAACUAUUUGGAAGUCACCAGAGAUCCUGACCUUUGCAUAACAAAAUGCGGAGGUAUACAAAUCCAGGGUCUUAAAUUCACACAACUUCCUCGAAAAACCAUUCCAAAUUCAAAUCUGUUGCUAGAAAAAUUCGAGUUUGUUGCCUAUGAUGCCCCACAAAACAAAUAUUACACAUUGAACACUUCUUUAGCGAUAGCUAUGCAAAUAAUAAAGCAAAAUAGUAACGGCCUUAUCAAGAAAUUAACCAUCGGGGAAUUAAAGGACAAUGAAGAUUCUAACCUAGAGCUGACAGAGAAAAUUAAAGCAGUUUUAAAGAAUCAAGUCAUGGCAGAUAUUGAAUUUUUAAUUACAACACCAACUCAAAUAAAAACGAUAAAAACCAAAUUCGAAACUAUUAUAGUUUCAGCCGAAAUGUUCGAACAAUUUCACUCAAAUAUACUCAUAGAAUACUUAAGAGAUGAUGGGUUCAUUUUGUGCAUUGGGUUCAUAAAAAGAGAAAAUUUAUUUCAACACGAAAUAAUAUUUAGAACCGAACACCUUUGUCUCGUAAGGAAAAGAACAGAUUUUCCUAAUUCGUAUAAUACGGUUAAUAUACGAACUGAAGAUUUCGGAUGGUUGAACAAACUAAAAACAUGUAUUCGAAACAAACAACAAAAAACUGUUUUCAUAUUUAGUCAACAUGAAGAUCAUUCUGGUAUAAUAGGCCUUCAAAAAUCACUUCUUGUGGAAGUGACCAAUCCAGAAUUUAAAGCAGUAUUUACUGACAAGGAAGCUGAUAUAUUUUCAGUCGACGACGAAUUCUAUAGAGAGCAGCUAUGCAAAGGUCUAGCAUAUAACGUACUAAGAAGCAAUAAGUGGGGCACAUACGUACAUUUGCCCCUUGAAGGUGUAAAGUUAAUGCGGGCGGAAAACGCUGAGAUUCGAUAUCGCAGCUCCGAUACAUCUACACUUCUUUGGAUGGAAAAACCGGUUAUAAACGUACCAAAAGAACAAGUGUCGAAUAUUGUAAAUCUAUACUAUUCGACUUUUAAUUAUCAACAUAUAAUGCAAUCUUCACCCUACACCUUUGGAUAUGCUGGUAAAAAACCCAACGGUACGAGGGUAAUGGGCAUAGCUUUCAAGGAGCGCAUAAGUAUACAAAUUAAAAACGAUGUGGACUUUACGUGGGACGUUCCAAACUAUUGGACCCUAAAACAGGCAGCUACUAUACCUCUUCAUUAUAUAACGGCAUAUUAUGUUUUGCUGGAAAAAGGUAAGAUUGGAAAGAAUAAUUCUUUAUUGCUACAAAAUGGUGCCACUGAAAUCGGAAUUGCAAUGAUUGCAAUAGCUCUUAGCUUUAGAGCUACUAUCUUUAUAAGUGUUAACUCAGAGGAAGAAAAAUCUAGCCUCAUUCAACUAUAUCCCUUACUAGAUCCAAGUAAAAUAGCCACUUCAAGUGAAACAAUCCAAGAUAUAGUUUUAGAGCAAACAAAAGGGAGAGGUGUUGAUUUGGUAAUUAAUUCAGUCGGAGGAAUAUUCAUCGAAAAUUCUCUAAACUGUUUAACAAAGCAGGGCAAGUUCGUACAACUCAUCGACCAAAAUAAUUUUGACGAAAUAAAGUUGGAUUCAAACAUGAUCCAACAAAACUUCAAUAUUUAUUGUAUAGAUAUAAAUUCUAUAUUCGAAGAGGAUCUUUACGUUAAACAAAAGCUCAAAAAAUUACUAGAAGAAGGUAUCACGUAUAAAGUAGUAAAACCUCUGCCAUCCAUUGUCUUCAACGCUACAGAAAUAGAAACAGGAAUAAACUACUCAGAAAAAAGCAAAGAAACAGUUCUAAUAAAACUUCGCGGGGAAACAUCUUCAAAAAAAGAGAAGCUAUCAGUACAUCCAAAGGUGUUUUUUAAACCUAACAAAACUUAUAUUAUAGUCGGCGGCUUGGGUGGUAUUGGCUUAGAAUUGACAAGCUGGCUAAUCAAAAACGGCGCCACAAAGAUAGUGUUAAAUGGACGCAGAGAUGUUUGGAAUGGUUACCAAGCACUUUGCUUUAAAAAAUGGUCGCAAAUAAAAGAUGUUAUUGUGCAGGUUGAUUUAAAUGAUACCACUACACUAGUUGGAGCGGAAAAUCUUAUUAAUGCUGCUUACAAGCUAGGUCCAGUUGGAGGAGUUUUUAAUGCAGCAAUUAUUUUACAAGACGCCAAUAUAGUAGAUCAAACGCAGGAAAAAUUCGAGGCCGUUUUUAAACCAAAAUAUAUUUCUGGCCGAAAUAUGGACACAGUUACAAGAAAGUUUUGUCCACAGCUGGAUCAUUUUGUUGUGUUUUCAACAGUAUUUGCAGGCAGAGGAAAUAUGGGUCAAACUAAUUACGCCAUGGCCAAUUCGGCGCUAGAGAGAAUGUGCGAAAAGAGAAGAAGUGAAUCUCUUCCAGGUUUAGCUAUCCAAUGGGGACCAAUGGAAGUGGGUUUUUUGGCAACAACCGAUGUUGAACAGAAAAAUCUGCUUAACUUGGUUCCACAGCAAAUUAAUUCCUGUUUGGAUACCUUAGAGAGAUUUAUGAUCCAAAAUGUUGUGGUUGGAUCUAGCGUAAUUUUAGCCGAAAAAAGCAAAUUAGAAGGAGGCAAAACGACUCAGAAAACAUUAUCAGGCUCAAUUGCAGAUAUCCUUGGCAUUACAGAUCUUGAUUCAGUAAAUAAAGAUUUAAGUCUAUCUCGUCUAGGACUUGACUCUUUAAUGUUAGCAGAAGUAAAGCAUACUUUAUAUCGGUAUUUUGAGCUAGAUAUGGGAACAGAAGAAAUAAGAGGCUUAACAUUUAAUGAUUUAAUAAACCUACAUACAGAUAGAGAUAAGUCAAAGACGUAUGUAAAGUCGAAAGACUUUCCACCUCCACUAUUAUCGAAAAAACCUAUAACACAAAUCAAAGAAGUUAACGGUAGUAGCAAAACAAUAUUUAUAAUACACCCCAUUGAAGGAUACAUACACUAUCUCAAACCAUUAGCAAACCUUUUAAAUACAACAAUUUUUGGUGUAGAAUGUACAAGGGAAAGCAAUUUUAGUACAAUUAAGGAGAACGCCCAAUACUUCUUAAAAUACAUAAAAGAAAUUCAACAAAAAGGGCCAUACUAUUUAUGCGGUUAUUCGUAUGGAGUAAGUUUGGGUUUGGAAAUAGGUAUUCAGCUCGAAAGAGAAGGAGAAACCGUUCAACUUCUAGCUAUAGAUGGUGCACCUGACUAUUCCAGAAAAAUAUUUUCAAAUUGUGGCGACAUGGAACAGAAAAUCUGUAGACUAUUUCCUUCUCUUUUUAAAAAUGUUAACCUUGACACGGUAAAAGAAAUUAUGGAAAAGUUCCAUAAAUCGGAGGAAUACUUGCCUCUGAUCUUUAAGUUGAUAUCGGAUGAGACUGGAAUAGGACUAGAAGAUAUUGAAUAUUCCGGAAGACAUUAUUUAAGCAGGUGUCAUGCAUCAUUUGUUUAUUAUCCAGAUAAAAAAUUUAAAGGGCAGGUGAAGCUUGUUAGAAGAAUUAUUAAUCUUCAAGAUGAAUCAGAUGACUAUCAUCUACAGAAGUAUUGCCAACAAACUGUCAAAAUCGAAAAAUUAAACGGAGAUCACCUUACCAUUCUUUUUGGAGAAAAUUUAAUAUUUUUGGCAAAAAUCGUCAGUGAUUGGUUUGAGAUUUAAAGUGUAGUGCAUGAUAGAUGUAUGCAUUUUGUAUAACUGACUCAUUCGUUCUUCUUAGUUUAAAUAAAAUGUU
Molecule: messenger RNA, 4625 nt
Organism: Diabrotica balteata
Lineage: Eukaryota; Metazoa; Arthropoda; Insecta; Coleoptera; Chrysomelidae
Source: the annotation of a GenBank genome assembly